AUGUUUAUAUUAUCAGUUUUGAAAGAUACAAUUCAUAUACAACCUUAUGAUUUUUAUAAAUCUAAAUAUGAUGCAUUAAGCGACGAAAUUAAUCGAAUUUACGCAAAUAGAAUUAUUCAAGAAGUUGGAUUAUGUAUAUGCUUAUUUGAUAUACUUUCUGCAAGCGAAGAAAUAGUUCAUUACGGGAACGGUGCUAGUUAUGCUAAAGUUACAUUUCGAAUAGUCGUAUUUCGACCUUUCAUUGGUGAAAUUCUGGAAGGAAAAGUUUCAAGUAAUACACCCGAAGGUGUUAAAGUAACUUUAGGAUAUUUCGAUGAUAUAUUAAUCCCCACAAAUAAUGAUGAUGGCUGGAGGUUUGAUUUUGGAUCACAAGUUUGGGUAAGGUUAUGGGACAAUCCAUUACCGGAAAAUUUAUGGAAAUCAGUAGAAGAUAAAUAUUUGUAUAUGUAUAUGGAUAAGGAUCAACCAUUAAAAUUUAGAAUUAUAGAAGAGAAAUUUACUGAUAUUGGUACAAAAGGUCCACCACCCAAACGUACUGGGGCCGUAGCUGGACAAAAAGUUCCUCAACCUGGUUCUUCUUCAUUGCCUUCUGAUGUCAUGAUUGUUGGCAAUAAUAAGAGUGUAACAAAUUUACAACAGAAUAUUGCUAGUGGUGACAUUACUGCUACUGAAUCCAAUUCUACCAUUGGAGGUACUUCUGUUUUACAAGGAAGUAGAUUAUUAGGAGCGACCACUGUUUCUUCACAAACCCAUAAACUCAAACAAGCACCUUAUGAAAUUAUUGGAUCUGUUGCUGAAUAA
Molecule: messenger RNA, 801 nt
Organism: Funneliformis caledonium
Lineage: Eukaryota; Fungi; Glomeromycota; Glomeromycetes; Glomerales; Glomeraceae
Source: the annotation of a GenBank genome assembly